AUGGGCAUCUUUGGUGGCACACAUGGUUUACCUGCAUGCUGCAGCUCUGUGAGCAUCAAGGUCGUCAUCGGAUACCCACCGCGGCCGGCCUCCAUUUCCGCACCCGCCUCCGUCUCCACCUCCACCUCCACCUCCCUCGCCGCCGCGAAUACGAGGCCCCGCCCCGGCGCCGCCGUCCGCGCUUCCACCGCCUCGCCCUUCACCGAGGCCACCUCCUCCUCGUGCUACCGCCGUGAUGCCUGGUCCUACGCCGCCGACGGCUCCUCCAGCCCCGCGUCGCUGUCGUCGUCGCCCUCCGAUGCCGCCGCCGCGGCCGCCGCCGCCGUGGCGGGCUACCGGGAUGAUGAGAUCGCGCUGCAGCUGCCGGAGCUUCGGAGGCUCUUGGACGCGCAAAGAGCUUCCAGGGGGAGGAGCGCCGAGGGGGAGGGCGGCGGCAGCGGGCCUCGGAGGGUGGCGCUGGUCGGGAUGGGACCCGGGGACCCCGAGCUGCUCACGCUCAAGGUCGUCCGUGCCAUCGAGGCCGCGGACCUGGUGCUCUACGACUGGCUGGUGUCCAACGACAUGCUGGACUUGGUCGGGGAGGGCGCAAGGCUUCUAUACGUCGGCAAGACGGCGGGAUACCACAGCCGCACACGGAUUUCUGGGGCUUAG
This is a messenger RNA of Setaria italica (foxtail millet), 651 nucleotides long. RefSeq names its product siroheme synthase 1-like. Gene Ontology annotation, molecular function: uroporphyrin-III C-methyltransferase activity. Bases 1 to 651 code for a protein of 216 amino acids. Gene Ontology annotation, biological process: siroheme biosynthetic process. NCBI's taxonomy places the organism in Eukaryota, Viridiplantae, Streptophyta, Magnoliopsida, Poales, Poaceae. The transcript has 3 exons. The record is from RefSeq and is a predicted model, not a curated record.